AUGUUUCGUACUGCUUUUCUGGGAGCAAGACUCUCAUCGCGUGUGACAUCCACGAGAGCAGCUGGUGUUGCUUCAUGUCGUCGAUACAUGUCUUCUGAACCAGGCUCUGCUACUUCAGCCAUGUCUUUUAAGAAGCAUUUACGUCAACGUCGAUUUGGACCCGUACCAGCAUUCCCAGAGCCAUCGGUCGAGGAAGCUGUCAGUAACAUUUUGUACAACACCCCACCUCCAAGUUCGGCACCAGAAACCCGACACAUCCUCAAUUGUCUUGUGCAAAACGAACCUGGUGUUCUUAGCCGCGUCUCUGGUAUCCUUGCUGCACGUGGCUUCAACAUCCAAUCUUUGGUGGUUGCCAAUACUGAAGUCCCCGAUCUUUCUCGCAUGACCAUUGUCUUUAAUGGCCGCAACGUCCCUAUUGAACAAGCACGUCGUCAACUCGAGGAUUUGGUACCCGUGUGGGCCGUGUUGGAUUAUACCAGAACCAAGGUGAUUGAACGUGAGUUGUUGCUUAUCAAGGUCUCCAUUCUUGGCCCCGAGCACUUGCAUGAACAACUUCCCACCGCCAAGUUUGAUGAUGAUGCUGAAUUCGAAGAUGAAAACUUGAACCGUACUUAUGAUGAGGAUUCGACAUCAUCCAAUUCAUUGCGAGAAACCUUUUCCCACUUGCGUGCUUUGACAGAGCUUACUCGAUUGUUUGAUGGCAAAGUUGUUGACGUAUCCUCAGAUUCCAUUGUUGUUGAAUUGGCUGCCAAACCAAGUCGUAUCUCGUCUUUCAUGAAGCUACUCAAGCCAUUUGGUAUUUUGGAAGCAUCAAGAACAGGUGUCAUGGCAAUGCCUCGUUCCCCAGUCCACGAUCAUUAUGAAGCACAAACAGAUCAUUCUUACGAAACGGAAGCUGUCGAUGCUACCACCCUCCCCCCUGGAUAA
This is a messenger RNA of Lichtheimia ornata, 927 nucleotides long. RefSeq names its product acetolactate synthase, small subunit. Gene Ontology annotation, molecular function: acetolactate synthase regulator activity. Gene Ontology annotation, biological process: branched-chain amino acid biosynthetic process. Lineage: Eukaryota; Fungi; Mucoromycota; Mucoromycetes; Mucorales; Lichtheimiaceae. Gene Ontology annotation, cellular component: mitochondrial nucleoid; acetolactate synthase complex. The coding region runs from base 1 to 927 and encodes 308 amino acids. The record is from RefSeq and is a predicted model, not a curated record. The transcript is spliced from 5 exons.